Molecule: messenger RNA, 1515 nt
Organism: Periophthalmus magnuspinnatus
Lineage: Eukaryota; Metazoa; Chordata; Actinopteri; Gobiiformes; Gobiidae
Gene: eif3ea
Product: eukaryotic translation initiation factor 3, subunit E, a
Exons: 13
Coding region: 54-1391 (445 amino acids)
Biological process (GO): translational initiation
Cellular component (GO): eukaryotic translation initiation factor 3 complex; nucleus; cytoplasm
Molecular function (GO): translation initiation factor activity
Source: RefSeq, a predicted model, not a curated record
UGGUCAUUUCUCAAUGACGCUGUUCCAUCCACUUCCUUUCUACUGGAGCAAAGAUGGCGGACUACGACCUCACCACAAAAAUUGCUCACUUUUUGGACCGUCAUCUUGUGUUUCCUCUUCUGGAGUUUUUGUCUGUUAAAGAGAUCUACAAUGAGCAAGAGCUUCUUCAUGGAAAGUUGGAUCUUCUUAGUGAGACAAACAUGGUUGACUUUGCCAUGGAUGUCCACAAGAGCCUUUUUCCCGACAGGGAAAUACCACACACCCUGAGAGAAAAAAGAACUGAAGUUGUGGCUCAACUCAAACAACUACAGUCUGAGACGGAACCUAUUGUGAAAAUGUUUGAAGAUCAAGAAACAACACGGCAAAUGCAAUCUACCAGAGAUGGAAGAAUGCUCUUUGACUAUUUGGCUGAAAAGCAUAAUUUUCGUCAGGAGUACUUGGAUACGCUCUACAGAUAUGCCAAGUUCCAGUAUGAAUGCGGCAACUACUCUGGAGCCGCAGAAUACCUUUACUUCUUUCGUGUUUUGGUUCCUGCUACAGACCGAAAUGCCUUGAGCUCUCUGUGGGGCAAGCUGGCCUCAGAGAUCCUCAUGCAGAACUGGGAAGCAGCCAUGGAGGACCUCACCCGCCUGAGGGAGACCAUCGAUAACAAUACAGUCAGCUCUCCUCUCCAGUCUCUGCAGCAGAGGACAUGGCUAAUCCACUGGUCUCUCUUUGUAUUUUUCAACCAUCCCAAGGGCAGAGACAAUAUCAUUGAGCUAUUUCUUUAUCAACCUCAAUACCUGAAUGCCAUUCAGACUAUGUGCCCCCACAUCUUGCGUUACCUAACCACAGCCGUCAUCACCAACAAGGAUGUUCGAAAGCGCCGGCAGGUUCUGAAGGAUCUGGUGAAAGUCAUACAGCAGGAAUCUUACACCUACAAAGAUCCAAUUACAGAGUUUGUGGAGUGCCUCUAUGUGAAUUUUGAUUUUGAUAGCGCUCAGAAGAAACUUCGGGAAUGUGAAUCUGUUCUGGUGAAUGACUUCUUCUUGGUUGCCUGCCUGGAGGACUUCAUUGAAAAUGCCAGACUCUUCAUUUUUGAGACCUUCUGCAGAAUUCACCAGUGCAUUAGCAUAAGUAUGCUGGCAGACAAACUCAACAUGACACCCGAAGAAGCAGAGAGAUGGAUCGUGAACCUGAUUCGUAAUGCCAGACUGGACGCCAAGAUUGACUCCAAACUUGGCCAUGUGGUUAUGGGAAACAACGCCAUAUCACCUUACCAGCAAGUGAUUGAGAAGACCAAGAGCCUCUCGUUCCGAAGCCAAAUGUUGGCCAUGAACAUUGAGAAGAAGCAGGCCCACAGCAACAGGAACGAAACACCAAACUGGGCAGGCCAGGAUGCCGGGUUUUAGUGUCACAAAGAAGACAGAUGGUUAUUUCACUGCCUUUUUCCACACUUGUUUCUCAAUGAGUACAGCACAAUUUUGUACUUUAGUCAAGUCAUCGCCAAUUCAAUAAAAAGCGACCAACAAACAA